This is a messenger RNA of Microthlaspi erraticum, 759 nucleotides long. The record is from the annotation of a GenBank genome assembly. Lineage: Eukaryota; Viridiplantae; Streptophyta; Magnoliopsida; Brassicales; Brassicaceae.
AUGCCUUCGAAUGUUCCAUCGAAGAAGCUCGUGAAAACGCCAAGUAUGGCGAUCGCCGAAUCUCCCGGGAAAGUAAUCAACUCGGCUCCGGCCUAUAAUUCGCCGGAGACGGCGGAGGAGAACGGUGGUGUUCCUGAGAAACCUAUCAUUUCGUCUCCCUCUAUAAAGAGACUUUCUGAAUCGCCGAUAAAGGUGACUGUGGCUCCGGCGGUUAACGGUGUAACUCAACUGAGAUCUCGGUGGUCCUUUUCUUCUUCUAAGAGAAGCUACGGAAGUAGUAGAGAUGAAGCCUUCUUUGAUGCGAAUUCGCAUCAAUGGCUACAAUCCGAUUCAGAAGACGAUUUCUACAGCGUCAAUGGUGAUUUUACUCCAUCGCUUGGUAACACUCCAAAAUGUAGUUUCUCCGAGAGGCUUCCUCGUAUUCACAACCCUUUAUUUGAAGAAGAGAAGCCUCGAGUAUCGUUUUCGCUUCCACCAGCACCGAGGAGGAAGAAACUAGGUGAGCUUUUUAGAGACAGUAUAAGAGAAGAACGAGAGAUGAUUUUGGAAGAGCCAUCAGAAUCACAGAGUGAAGAGAGUAAAAAGUCAUCUGGUGAUAACUCUGGUGAGCUCAAGGUCAUUCAAGAUUCUGAAAAGGAGAAGAAGAAUCUUAAAUUGAAUUAUCAUCAUCGGUGUCUUCCUAGAUUCUCGACUUUCAAAGGAAGUUUAUUGGAGAAGAGAAAGAAGAAGAAGAAGAAAAUUAUUGUUAAUGAGAUUUGA